Mesocestoides corti is the source of this 543-nucleotide messenger RNA. Lineage: Eukaryota; Metazoa; Platyhelminthes; Cestoda; Cyclophyllidea; Mesocestoididae. The record is from the annotation of a GenBank genome assembly.
CCUCCACCACCGUCGCCGACACCGCCACCACCCCUCCCUACAGUGUCUGAUUUCGUGGGCUAUGCCGGCGAAGCAAUUGAGCUGACGGACACGAACUCAGAAGAAGGUUCCAACCUUCCUGAGGUACCUGCUUUCCUCACCUACAGAGACGCCCAUAGAGGCUUCCCGCCCCUCUUCAGGGAUGCCUCAAACAACCGGCGUGAGGCAGACCCUCCCACCCAGGCCAGCGACUCCAACGGGGUGGGUCGGUUUUUCGGCUUCGCCGACUCAGCUGCGGCCUUUCUUCAGGAGGUCCUACAGCACCGAAAUUCGCCAUCACUACUCGAGCAAACUGGUGAUGUGCGAGCGGUUGGACGGCCACCGCGCAUCAGGGGGUUCCGUCAGUUCCAUUCGACCUGGGAAGGCCGACGUCUCGUGUCCGCGGUAGCCGCCUCACAGUUCCAGGAUGGUGGUGUAAGCAUUCCACACGCGCCACCGUCUCGGGCACGCCUGACAGUUGUCUACGCCGUCGUGCUGGCGCAUUCACGAGAUCUGGGAGGGUGA